Messenger RNA from Anolis sagrei ordinatus, 2588 nucleotides. Its product is annotated as haloacid dehalogenase-like hydrolase domain-containing 5. Gene Ontology annotation, biological process: glycerophospholipid biosynthetic process. NCBI's taxonomy places the organism in Eukaryota, Metazoa, Chordata, Lepidosauria, Squamata, Anolidae. Gene Ontology annotation, cellular component: mitochondrion. The record is from RefSeq and is a predicted model, not a curated record.
CAGGCAGGGCUUAGGAGAAGCCGGCAGCGGCUGGGGCUGAUGCUUCCAAAGGGCCCGCCAUGCGCUCCCUGCUGCCGCGCCUCGGGAGGGCGCUCCGGUCGGCCGCAGGGCAGCCAAGGCUCUGCAGCAGCACCAGCAGUAACAGCGCCGCCGCUUCAGGGAAGGAUGCAGACGCCGUAGCCGCCGCGCAGCUCAACAUACAACAACCUACCUUUGGCUUCCUGUUUGACAUCGAUGGAGUAUUGGUGCGAGGGAAGACGCCAAUUCCUGCAGCAAGAAAAGCCUUUCAAAAACUUCUUAACUCUCAGGGAGAAUUUUUGGUGCCUGUAGUCUUUGUCACUAAUGCAGGAAACUGUCUUCGUCAGAAGAAAGCAGACCAGCUGUCCCAUAUCCUUGGCAUUCCCAUUUCCCAAGACCAAGUCAUGAUGUCCCACAGUCCUUUGCGAAUGUUCAGACGUUACCAUGACAAAUGUGUUCUUGUAUCAGGUCAAGGUCCACUUCUUGACAUUGCUAAGCAUCUUGGAUUUUUUCACCCAAUUACAAUUGACAAACUACGAGAGACGUAUCCAUUAUUGGAUAUGGUGGACCAUGACCGAAGACCUAAAGUUUUGCAUCCGCCUGCAGUUGAGCUUCCCAAGAUCGAGGCAAUUAUUUUGUUUGGUGAGCCAGUGAGAUGGGAAACUAACCUCCAGUUGAUAAUAGAUGUCCUUUUGACAAGUGGCUAUCCUGGAAAUCCAUAUCCCCAGGGAACAAACACCCACAUUCCUGUAUUGGCUUGUAAUAUGGAUCUGAUGUGGGCAGCUGAAGCUCAGUCUCCAAGGUUUGGACAUGGAACGUUCAUGGUUUGUCUGGAAAAUAUUUACAAAAAGAUUACUGGCAAGGAGCUGAAAUAUGAAGCUUUGAUGGGGAAGCCUAGUGCACUGACGUAUCACUAUGCAGAGUACUUGAUCAGAACACAAGCAGCAGCAAAAGAUUGGAAGAAACCCAUUAAAACUCUCUAUGCAAUUGGGGAUAACUUAAUGACAGAUAUUUAUGGUGCUAACCUUUACAACCGCUACCUUGAAGAGAACAAUUCCAGAAGAGGCUCCAAGGCCCGUGUCCAGGCCCAAGCAGCUGGAGGCACAAGGUCCACCACAGUCUCUCAGGAAGAAGAACUGGACAACAGCUGGGAGAGUGAAUUGGCAUCUGCUUCAGCCACAAGCUGCCACUCUGUCCUUGUUUGCACUGGGGUUUACAACCCUCACACAGAAGUCCCCUCUGACACAAGGGAGAGCAUCACUGAGACUGUGUUUCAUGGGCACAGAGAUUUCAGAUUUGAUCCAGCUUUAGUAGAACCAGACCACAUUGUGCCAGAUGUUGAUGCUGCUGUUGACUUAAUCUUCCAACUGGAGAACUUUGCACCAAAUGAAAAUUUCAGGACUUCUUAACAGCCUCUUAAUGGUUAUACUCCUUUCUGUUUUGAAAAACAAGUGGGGGCACUUACUAAGAAUUCACUAACAUGUUUUUGUUUAUAUGUGUUAACACUUCUAAUGUAUUACUCCUAUUUGUUCUAACCUCAUUUAUUUUGAAAUUUUAGUUUAUGUGCCACUUAUUUCUUUUAGUUGUCAGUGCCGCAAUAUGAAUUUUGAUUUCUGAGUGUUAACUUCCUUGCUUAGCCCAAAAGCUUGAACCUACUGUUCUGAAUGCUGAGGAGGAACAUCUCAUACAUUGAGGUAGAAAUACAAUAAAUAAACUCCUUGGCUUCAGUACAGUAUCUCUACAGGGUAACAUUACUACAAAGCCCCUGAAGGUAUGCCAUGUAGCCAUGCCAUGCUUCAUGGUAAGCAGGUGGGCUGGAUGACCAUUGCAUAUAUUGGCAGUAAUGUCAUGAUUUCAUGUCCGGUCUCAGGGAUGUGGCCAGCUGCUUCUUUGAGCCUGUCCGCCUGCCAUAAAGCACAGAAUGGCCAUGUUAGAGAGGAAGCUUUGCAUUUGUGGAGGUGGGAUGGGAAUGCCAACCUCUGCGGCACCAGAAAUACGAGAGCAUUCUUGAAGGGCCAUGUCAUGUGUUCCCUUCCCCUAUGGUCGCUCUUUGGUGUUUCCAUCCAUAAUCCUCUUGAUUCUGUGCUCUUCCUGUGGAACUUUUCAGUUCUUUAAGAUGGAAUUCACUUGAGUUUGUAAUGACUGAAUACAAACCAUCAGGCAUAAAUAUGUACAAAUGCCGUCAAAUGGGAUUGUAUUCAAGUCUAACUCGUGUUAAGUAACUUCCUGUAAGAGCUCCCAAUUGACUUUGCCCUUUGGCUGCCUAGCUUACUAGCUAAGCUUUAGUUACACUGAAGUUUUAUUAUUAAUCAUGAUGGUGCACUGUGGCAGAAUGCCAGACAGCUGCUUUGGCCUCUGGUUUUAACUUUAAACUCCAAACCAUCAUGCCUAUACUACACAUUUGCUUAAAUAUAUACUAGUGAAGUUCCCCUUCCCGUCUGUUGCUUAUUAAGAUAAUGUAUCUCAGUGAUGUAUAUGCUUCAAUAGUAACUUAUUUCAUGCCAUACCUGUUUUUGAAAUGUUUUAACUAACAGAUUUGUCUAGUAAAGUAUUUUCUUUUUAAAAAUGAA